AUGUCGCGGCGGCGUCUCCUUGACGUUCUCCUACUCCUCAAUGCGUCCCGCGGUGUUGCUGGCAGGCAUAUUUCUCAUCAACAACGGCAGUUGGAUCUACGUAUUCGCACGUCUUCCUUGACGAAGGAGGCAAACGCGCAACUUGAUCAUAUUGUCCUCGCGCUCCAGGCAGCCUCGGAACUAUCGCGCAAGUUUGAUAACUCGCGCCAACAGCACUCAGGUGAAACGGUUUCGAAUGAGCAGGGUGAUAUCGGUGGGAGUCGACAUGAACAAAAUGACGAGAACUUUUCGGUUAAGAAAGGAGAAACGGAGCUUGACCGAGAGGCAGAUAUAAAUCAAGGGAUCCAAACACCUGAAAUGGCAGAACCAUCUGCCACUCCUGAAGUAGAAAAAGGGGAUCAGGCGGAAUCACAGAAUAUCGUUGGUAAAACACCAGCAACGCCUGCAUACAAGAUGGUGGAAUCGCGGGUUCCUUCAACCCGUUUAGGCAGACUAUGGGAGUACGGGGGACUAGCCACCUCCAUGGCCUUCGGUAUUGUUGGGCAAAGCAUUCGUCGCGCAACCGUUGGCCUUGACUCAAGCAGCGGCUCCUUGAUAUUCAGCCCUGAGAACGUCGAACGACUCGUCUCAAAACUGUCGAAGAUGAGAGGUGCCGCCCUCAAGUUAGGGCAAUUGAUGAGUUUCCAAGAUGCGAAAAUGCUUCCGCCAGCAAUUCACGAAAUCCUUCAGCGGGUUCAAGAUCAAGCAAAUUAUAUGCCAGCAAAACAGAGAGACUAUGUUCUUGUGAACAACCUAGGAGAGAAUUGGAGGGAUUUAUUUGACACAUUUGAUGAGCUUCCCAUAGCCGCCGCUUCUAUAGGCCAAGUGCAUCGAGCAGUACUAAAGGAGACGGGUAAACCAGUUGCUGUCAAAAUUCAAUAUCCAGGCGUUGCAGACUCCAUCGACUCCGAUCUUAGCAAUCUCUCCAUUUUACUAACUGCCUCGCAUUUACUGCCCAAAGGGCUGUUCCUCGACAAAACAAUUGCCAAUGCCCGUACUGAACUAGCCUGGGAGUGCAACUACAUCCGAGAAGCUGAGUGUGGUGAACGAUUCCGUACCCUUCUCAAAGACGACACAGCAACUUUCAUGGUCCCAGAAAUCAUCUACCCCGCUUCUGGCAAGCAAGUUCUCACCAUGGAAUACCUUGAAGGUAUCCCGGUCACCCGUGUCCAGAAUUUCACUCAGGCCCAACGGGACUGGAUAGGCACACAAAUCUUGAGGCUCUCCCUACGAGAAAUCUGCGAAUUCCGCUUCAUGCAGACAGACCCCAACUGGACUAACUUCCUCUACAACGCGUCCACUAACAAACUCGAGCUCCUUGACUUUGGCGCCUCCCGAGACUACCCAGGCUCCUUUAUCUCCACCUACCUCCGCGUCCUCCAGGCCGCUUCCCGUAAUGACCGCGAAACCUGUCGCGACCUCUCCAUCAAACUGGGCUACCUGACUGGUUUCGAAUCACUUGCCAUGGUCAAUGCGCAUAUCACUUCUAUCCUCACGCUGUCGGAACCCUUCAUGGCCUCAUCGCCGGACCUUUAUGAUUUCAGCGACCAGACCAUCACGGACCGAGUGCGCGAGAUGAUCCCGCUGAUGCUUCGUGAGCGGCUUGCGCCGCCUCCAGAGGAAACGUACAGUUUGCAUCGGAAGCUGAGUGGAGCAUUCUUACUGUGUGCUAGAUUGGGGAGCCGGGUACGCUGUAAGGAGUUGUUUGAAAAUGCGUUGAAGAAGGUGGAAUGGGUUGAUGGGGAUGAGGUGUUCGUGGGCAAUGGAGAGGAGCUAGUUGACGGCCUGAGGAGGAGAACUGUGGCUGGAUAA
Molecule: messenger RNA, 1851 nt
Organism: Histoplasma mississippiense
Lineage: Eukaryota; Fungi; Ascomycota; Eurotiomycetes; Onygenales; Ajellomycetaceae
Exons: 4
Coding region: 1-1851 (616 amino acids)
Biological process (GO): ubiquinone biosynthetic process
Cellular component (GO): extrinsic component of mitochondrial inner membrane
Molecular function (GO): kinase activity
Source: RefSeq, a predicted model, not a curated record